Messenger RNA from Hemibagrus wyckioides, 3240 nucleotides. It is a transcript of the gene tafa3b, whose product is annotated as TAFA chemokine like family member 3b. NCBI's taxonomy places the organism in Eukaryota, Metazoa, Chordata, Actinopteri, Siluriformes, Bagridae. The transcript has 6 exons. Gene Ontology annotation, molecular function: receptor ligand activity. The record is from RefSeq and is a predicted model, not a curated record. Bases 388 to 786 code for a protein of 132 amino acids.
AAUCAGUGGCACGGUGCGCUUCACUUCAGACCUUCCACCUUCUCCUCCGGUACGAACGCGCCAGACACGAUACCGUUACACCACUUCCGCCUUAUAUUCCCUAUCUUCCAGAAAACACAGAGACGUCGCGGACGCACACGCAGGGCUCGUGGCUGGACGGCUCGCGCUCUGGAUUCGUUUCCGCGCUAGAAAACAGAAAAGGCGCUGGAGCGAAGUUUGGCGCGUCGCGCGCGCGGUGGCAUGGAGAGAGGGACUGGAGAUCUUGAAGCGCGCGACGGAGUGCAUGGCCCGUGACAGAGGAUACGAGCGCUCGCGUUAUGUCCGGUAAUGGAACAGCAAUGAGAGCGGACUUUUCCCUGGAAUAAACGCAAGCGCCGGGCCAACAGAAUGCGGGAGCGGGAUUUACAGAGUGUGUGUGCGUGGCUGCUGCUGCUCACCCUGGCCCUGCUGUCUCUCUGGGGGCGUCUGGCUCUGGCUUCCUCACACCGCAACCAUAUAGUGCAUGUGAAGGCUGGGACGUGUGAAGUAAUCGCAGCCCAUCGCUGCUGUAAUAAAAACAAGAUUGAAGAGAGAUCUCAGACUGUCAAGUGCUCCUGUCUUCCUGGACAGGUCGCCGGGACGACCAGAGCUGCUCCAUCCUGUGUCGAUGCAUCUAUAGUAGCCCAGAAGUGGUGGUGUCAGAUGCAACCUUGUCUGGAUGGAGAGGAGUGUAAAGUUCUACCAGAUCUCACAGGUUGGAGCUGCAGUACUGGCAACAAGGUUAAAACGACAAAGGUAACUCGGUAGUGGCAUGCUCCAGUCAGAGGAAAUGGAAGUAGACGAAUAGGAAACCAGAAGGACUUCACCAAUGUUAAAAUAAUACGGGAACCAAAGCAGCAAGGUCUCGUGUUUCACUCCAUUCAUACCAAUGAGGACCAUCACACUACUCUCUACGCUCUCCUCCAUCCUCCAUACUUGUAAUCAGCUGUCCUGAGCGUUUGCUGGAAAUCUCGUCAGCACAAAUACAGGGAUGAAAGACUGUCUGCUCGCUGGAAUUCGCCAUGCAUCUGGAUUAUAUCUUAUGGUAGAAAGCUAAUCGCAGAGACAACACACUGCUAACGUCAGAACUGUUUUAUUUGUUGAGUUUUCUUCCUCCCCCAGCUGCUUAGACGUUCAGUUGUGUUUAUGGUUUUCUUUCUUCUGUCUGUCGAUGCUUCCUGUAACCUCACAUUUUGAACCUGAAAUGAAAAGUGACAUUUUUGCUUUCCCUUCCAAAAUUCUCGUUUUCUUUCUCAGCAUCUUAACGUCGGAAACUUAGAGCUGCAGUUAUGGACUUACUGACCAUCUGUAGAUUAUUUUGUUCCUUUUCUAAUAAAGAAAUAAUAAGUAAACUUUUUGACGCAAAAGACAAAUACAACAGUAGAUGUUAUGGUAUAAUUCUGUAAAAGUGUAAAAGAUUACAAGUAUCAGAUUCUUAGAACCAGAAGAAAUGAAAAAAAAAAUCCUCUAACAGUUUUAAUAUUGAUGUUUUUAACCAGCCUGGUAACUGCUAUUGAGUACAUGUGUCAGUAUUAUCUAAAAUAAAUAAAGCUAUUUCAAAGGAAAUGAAAGAACCUAAGUGUCUGUGUUCAAAAAUGAAUCAUAUGUGAUUGAAGUUUGCUUAGUGUUGUCUGUCUGCAUUUCCAGACUAGGGCUUAAGCUUAAAAUUCUCUUCUUUAUCUUUUAACCAGAGCAUUAAAAAAUAGCAGUUAUAAAGAAAAUACUCUAACUAAAGCAUUAACACAACUUCUGUUAUAAUUAUUAUAAAGCCAAAGAUAUUAAUGGAUGGUGGCUUAGUGGUUAUCACAGAUGACUUGCACCUCCAGUGUUGGGGGUUUGAUUCCUGCCUCUGCUCUCACUGUGUGAUCAUGUUCUCCCCAUGCACCAGGGGUUUCCUCUCCACUCCAAAAGUAUGCAUUGUAGCCUGAAUCUCUAAAUUGAACAUAUCAUGUAAAUUGGUUUUUGACCUGUGAUUGAUUGCCACCCUGUCCAGGGUGACCCCUGCCUUGUGCCCCAAGUCCUUUGUAAUAGACUCCAGACUCCCUGUAACCCUGUGUAGGAUAAGUGGAACAGUGGAUGGAUGGAUGGAUGGAUGCAUGUUCAUUCUGAACAUCUGUUCAAAACACUUAGUGCUGUUUGACACGACAGGAUACAAGUGCAUUAGAAUAAUAAUUUAUAAUCAUUAGAAUAAUAAUCUGACAUCUGGUGUUAGCAAGAAAAGGACAGCUUCCCUUUUGAGUCUAGUUCCUCAUGCAGUUUCUUCCUCGCAUCAUCUCACAGAGUUUUUUCUUGCCACUAUCACCUCUCGCUUGCUCAUUAGAGAUCUAAAUAUAAAUCUCCAUCCAGAUUUUUGUGAAGCUGCUUUUUGUCCAUUGUAUAAAAUCACUACUAACACUAUUACUAGACUUGUCAGAGAGUGCUUUGAGCGUGAAUCCUUAAAUCAGUGCUCACCAAUCCUAUUCUGGAAGAUCUACCUUCCUGCACAAUUGAAUUCCAGUCCUGAUCCGACACAUCUGCUCCGGAUAAUCAGUCUGCUUGAUUAGCCAGAUCAGCUCCAUUGGAUUAGAACUAAAAACCGAAAGGAAGCUAUUUAAGGACAGAUUUGGUGGUCAGUGCCUUAGAGUGGUUAGUCAGCAUUUUAAAAGAUUAUAGAAAAUGUGCUGGCUAUAAAAUUCAGAAGCACAGUAACCCAGUGAGAGUGGAUUUGAAUGGGUUCAGGAUGUGAGUGUGACUCAGUAGUAUACAUCCUAAAAUCAGAGCCACACUAACAUGUUGCUACAAAGACAGAUUUAAGACAUCUAUAGUCUUUAUGCAUAUACACAUGUAUACAUAUGCAAUGAUUUUCUUUGCUUAUCUUAAUUUGGAAAGAAGCUAGGGUCCUGGUACUCCUGGAUGAGUUGAGGGUUAAAGCUCUUGUUCAAUGAUCCUUACAGUGGCAGCAUGGCAGGAUUGGAUCUUUAAUCGCAGAGAACCCUGUAUGCUUGUCCAGAGAAGAAUCUGUGGGUGAUUCUGAUAUUCUGAUAUUACUGAUUUACAGGCAUGUAUGUAAACGGAAAGAAACAGACAUUUUAAACAUAUGUACAGCAAGUACAGUAUUUCUGCUUCACUCAGCCCAUUACAGCUCUACAUUACUUUCAAAUUUAUUAAUUAAAAAUGCAAACUUGCAUUCAUUUGUGAAGCGAUCUCAUGCUUGGAACAUCCUUUUCCAUGACUUAGAUUACA